Messenger RNA from Polypterus senegalus (gray bichir), 2186 nucleotides. It is a transcript of the gene gorasp2, whose product is annotated as golgi reassembly stacking protein 2. Bases 65 to 1486 code for a protein of 473 amino acids. The record is from RefSeq and is a predicted model, not a curated record. The transcript has 11 exons. Gene Ontology annotation, biological process: Golgi organization. Gene Ontology annotation, molecular function: protein binding. Gene Ontology annotation, cellular component: Golgi apparatus. NCBI's taxonomy places the organism in Eukaryota, Metazoa, Chordata, Cladistia, Polypteriformes, Polypteridae.
UUCGCGACUGCGCGACACAUCCUGAUCUGAGGCAGAAGCGACUGAGACCCUGCGAGAGAGAACGAUGGGGGGGUCGCAGAGCAUUGAAAUUCCUGGCGGAGGUUCGGAGGGUUACCACGUCUUAAGGGUACAAGAAAACUCCCCAGGCCAUCGGGCAGGAUUGGAACCUUUCUUUGACUUUAUUGUUUCAAUUAAUAAUACACGAUUGAAUAAAGACAAUGACACUUUGAAAGACUUGCUGAAAGCAAAUGUUGAGAAACCAGUCAAAAUGUUGGUGUACAGCAGUAAAAGACUAGAACUCCGAGAGACAACAGUAACACCAAGCAAUAUGUGGGGUGGACAAGGUUUGCUAGGUGUGAGCAUCCGCUUUUGCAGUUUUGAAGGGGCCAAUGAAAAUGUUUGGCAUGUACUAGAAGUGGAGCCAAAUUCCCCUGCAGCACUUGCAGGUCUGCGACCCCACACGGAUUACAUUAUUGGUGCAGACACUGUCAUGAACGAGUCUGAAGAUCUCUUCUCCCUAAUAGAGUCUCAUGAGGGAAAAGGUCUGAAACUAUAUGUAUACAAUACAGACACCGACAAUUGUCGGGAAGUUGUCAUUACACCAAACAGUUCAUGGGGUGGAGAUGGGAGCUUAGGAUGUGGAAUUGGUUAUGGUUAUUUACAUAGAAUACCAACUCGACCAUUUGAAGAAGGCAAGAAGAUUACUCUUCCAGGCCAGGUACCUACGGCACCCAUUAGCCCCCUGAAAGAUGGAUUUACUGAGGUUCAGCUUUCUGCUGUUGGUUCAACACCUGCUGUGUCUUCCGCAUCUGCAGGAAUUGAACAGGAUCUAUCAAACCUUUCCAUUAGUUCUGCUCCCCCUUCUGUUAGUAACGUACUCAACACAGGUGUACCAACUGUUCCUCUCUUGGCUCCACAAGUAAAUCCUUCAGUAAGCACAGUGCCCUCCAUUAACCCUGCUACGACAUUACCUGGUUUGAUGUCCUUGCCAAGUGGAUUACCUAACAUGCACACUUUGCCAAAUAUACAUCUGACUUUACCACAUUUAACCCCCGUCUCGUUACCUGUCGUAGGAGGAUUACCCCAAUCCACAACAGGUGUACCAACCAUUCCUCUCUUGGCUCCACAAGUAAAUCCUUCAAUGAGCACGGUGCCUGCCAUCAACCCUGCUACAGCGUUACCUGGUUUCCCUCCUUUACAUCAACCUUGGAAUCUUCCUGGAAUAGCUCCUCUGUCAAUGCCAUCUGCUUUCCCUACGCAGUUGCCUUUAACCAAUAAUGUACCAACUGUUCCAUCUGAAAUAAUUUCAUCAUCUGAACCUCCUCUUAAUGCAACGUCAAUGCAGCAGCCUCCUUCCCUUAUCUUGGAUGCAACACUGGGGUCCAAGCCAUUGCAUCAUGAACCAGUUUCAGACCACACAGUAAACUCCACACUGCCUCCUGCUUCAGAAAGCCCAGAGACACGCAUUUCUUCUGAAUCGUCAUAACAGGAGACAUGGUGCAGAUAAUGGUUUGCGUAUAUUUAUUUAGAAGCAAAAGGUAAAAAAAAAACAAAAAACUUUCAGGACUGUUUAGGACAGUAACAUCAAAAUGUAUUCACCAGGAUUCUGUAAACAUAAAUGGGAAUGAAGACCUUCAUUGGCUAGGCUUGAAGAAAACAAGUUACAUUAAGGAAGUGUAUGCAGAGAUUGAUAAGCAAAUUUUCCUAUAAUUCAUAAUAGGUUUAGAUAUUUUACUCCGUAAUGUUCAUAUAUAAGCCUCUGCCUUUUUCCCCUCCUAUUCAUUUGGAGAUUUAUUAUCUUGGUGCACUCAAAUGUUAUCCUUGAAAUACAUUAAUUUGUUACAUUUAAAUGACACAUCCUAUUUGUAUAUUAUUUUAUCUUUAUGAAUCUUCUUAUGAAACCCAUACUGUUUUAUUAAACGAAAAAGGCAUGUACAGAAUUUGCUUUUUUCCACUCUCCAGUCUGUCUAAAGUUUGCAUUAUUUGAUUAUCUUAGCCAAUUUAUUCAGUAGGCCAAUAAUUAUCUUUUGAUUCAAAUGAAAACUGCACUAACAUAUUGUAUGUCCACUUCGUGACUGUUCCAGGAAUAGAAAAUGUCCAAGAAGUAAUUAUUAUGAAAGCAGAAGAUGGCACUACUUGUUCUAGUUCACAGUAUAUAUAAUAAAAAGCAAAAACAUUUUACCAUG